AUUUUCCUUUAUAUAUAUAGAUAUUUAUCUGAAAUUUGUUUACAAUUAUUUUCAAAAUAAAAUUCAAAAAUAAAUUUACUUUUAUAACGAUAAUUGUAUAAAAAUCAUGUUAACCUCCUUCUUAUAAUAUGUAGCGACACAACAGUUGUCAUAUUCUAGUGGAAUAACAAAGGUAGUAACUGGAAACGUAACCGAAUAAUGUGUGUUGACAAUAACAAGAAGAUAUUUAAAAUUAUUAGUGUCAACGGAAAUCAAAGUUUAACCGUCAACAGUGAAGAAUUAAUAUAUGUGUUGUUUCAGUAUUGUUUUCAAAUAAUUGACUCGAUAAAAUGGAAAAUCCAUUAUGGGAACGGAUAUUAAUAGACUGGGUAAACUGUUUGAAACUUUCAAACCCCGUUAAAAAAUUAGAUGAUCUUAGAGAUGGUUUAUUUUUCAAUAAUCUUUAUAAAGUAAUUAAAAAAUCGGCAAAAAUCGAUUCUGACAUAUUGACCUGUAUCUUUGAUACCUUGAGUGAACAUUAUACUGAAUUUUUGAUUCCUAAUAAAUCAGUGAUACAUCUAAAUGAUCUUCCAAAGGAUGAUCUAUGUGCUAUAACUUCACUUUUGAUGCAUUAUACUUGUAUCCAUGACAGAAGGGAAGUAUUCACUUCUCCCCUAUGUUAUAACCUUCAAGAAAACACUCAAAUAAAAAUAAAAAAAUUUUUGGAGAGAAUACAAGAUUGUACAAAACUAAAUAACGCCGAUCUUGCCUCUAUAAUUCAGAAUUGUGCGGAUGAUACCAGUUGUGCAAAUUGGAUUUCAAGCCCUGUAAACAUUUCAUGUGUAAGCCCACUACAUGAUGUCUUACAGACUCCAGUUAAAAACAGUAAAAUUUUUGAAAGAGAAAAAGAAAUUAAUAGGUUAAAAGCUCAAAUAGAGCUUUUUCAAGAAGAAAAAGAGAGUCUUGAAAAGUAUUUAAAGAGUCAAAUAGAAAUGAGAAAGAAACUUGAAAAACAACUGUCUCAAAAAACAUUAGAAAUAUCAAAUCUAAGAAGUGAAGUUCUCGAAUUAGAGGACAGAACACCACCACAUUAUAGAGACAGAGAUUUCAGGGAAAUGCAAAAGAUACUUAGGACUAAAGUUGAUAGUUUGGAACAAAUCUUGGAACAAAGUGACAAGGAGAAUCUUGAACUUCGAGAAGAAAGGGACAAAGUGAAAGCGCAAGUAAAACAACUGGAAAGUCGUUGUGAAGUUUGGUUAGAAAAAUUUAUUGAUGCAGAGAAGAACUUAGAAUCCAUGAGUGAAAAUUACAAGGAACAGUUAAUAAAAAAUGAAAAUCUACAGGCACAUUGUUUGGAACUUGAAACUCUUCUUGAAGAACUAAGACCAAAGUCUAAUAAUGAUAGUUAUAUAGAAGAAAGUUUUCAAAAUUCAUUUCGUGGGUCUAGAGGUUAUGAUAUACAAAGUGAAGACCUUGCUAAGUCCGUUGUAGAUGUUCAGUUAAAAGAGCUGCAAAAAGAAAAUGAUAAAAUGAAAAUAGAUUUAAGGGAAUUGAAAACAGCAUUAAUGGAAAAAAAUUUGGUUGAGGAAGAUUUAAAAUGUGCUCUUUUGAAAUUAGAAGAAACUAAUGUUAAGAUUAGUGAUUUGGAGAUUAAUUGUAACAAAAAAACAAAGAAAAUUGAAGAAUUAUCAAUGUUGCAAAAUGAAACUGAAAAUCAAAAAUUGCAAUUGACAGAAUACCUGACAGAAUGUAACUCUAUUAAAGAUAAGUUAUCAAUUGAUUUGAAAAACUUGAGGGAAAAAUUGAAAAAUGUAAAUGAUGCAAAAGCAGCACUGUCUGAAGAAUUGAUAGAAACAAAAAAAAAUAGAGACAAAUUUAAUGAAAUGAUGAUCGAUUUAAAAGCAAAAUUAGAAGAGGUCAUGUCAGACAAAUGUAAACUGUCUGAUGACUUGAAUAUUUUGGUAGAUAAAAACAAAAAUCUAGAAUUCACUUGUAAUAACAUACAAGCUGAAAAUAAUGAAUUAUUAGAAAAUAUAAGUAUUAGAGAAGCUCUAAAUAAUGAGCUUAAAAUCAAAAUUGAUCAAUUGUCUGAAGAAAUUAAAACACUGAAUACAGUAAAUGAAGAAAUUCUUGAGAAGCUAAAGACCACUAAUGAUAAAUUGUUGGUUUCUGAAAAUUCAUUAAAAACAGCAUUGAAGGAAAAACAUUUGGUUGAGGAAGAUUUAAAAUGUGCUCUUGUGAAAUUAGAAGAAACUAAUGAUAAGAAUAAUGAUUUGGAGAUUAAUUGUAACAAAAAAACGAAGAAAAUUGAAGAAUUAUCAAUGUUGCAAAAUGAAACUGAAAAUCAGAAAUUGCAAUUGACAGAAUACCUGACAGAAUGUAACUCUAUUAAAGAUAAGUUAUCAAUUGAUUUGAAAAACUUGAAGGAAAAAUUGAAAAAUGUAAAUGAUGCAAAUGCAGCACUGUCUGAAGAAUUGAUAGAAACAAGAAAAAAUAGAGACAAAUUUAAUGAAAUGAUGAUCGAUUUAAAAGCAAAAUUAGAAGAGGUCAUGUCAGACAAAUGUAAACUAUCUGAUGACUUGAAUAUUUUGGUAGAUAAAAACAAAAAUCUAGAAUUCACAUGUAAUAACAUACAAGCUGAAAAUAAUAAAUUAUUAGAAAAUAUAAGUAUUAGAGAAGCUCUAAAUAAUGAGCUUAAAAUCAAAAUUGAUCAAUUGUCUGAAGAAAUUAAAAUACUGAAUACAGUAAAUGAAGAAAUUCUUGAGAAGCUUAAGACCACUAAUGAUAAAUUGUUGGAUUCUGAAAAUUCAUUAAAAACAGCAUUAAUGGAAAAAAAUUUGGUUGAGGAAGAUUUAAAAUGUGCUCUUUUGAAAUUAGAAGAAACUACUGUUAAGAUUAAUGAUUUGGAGAUUAAUUGUAACAAACAAACAAAGAAAAUUGAAGAAUUAUCAAUGUUGCAAAAUGAAACUGAAAAUCAGAAAUUGCAAUUGGCAGAAUACCUGACAGAAUGUAACUCUAUUAAAGAUAAAUUGUCAAUUGAUUUAAACAAAUUGAGGGAAACAUUGAAAAAUGUAAAUGAUGCAAAUGCAGAGCUAUCGGGAAAACUAAUAGAAACUGAAAAGGAUAGAGACAAAUUUAAUGAGAUACAAAUCGAGUUAAAAGCAAAAUUAGAUGAAGUCAUCAAGGAUAAUUUAAAUAAAGCAGUAGAUUUGGAGAAGAUUAUGUCAGACAAAUGUAAACUGUCUGAUGACUUGAUUAUUUUGGUAGAUAAAAACAAAAAUCUAGAAGUCACAUGUAAUAACAUACAAGCUGAAAAUAAUAAAUUAUUAGAAAAUAUAAGUAUUAGAGAAGCUCUAAAUAAUGAGCUUAAAAUCAAAAUUGAUCAAUUGUCUGAAGAAAUUAAAACACUGAAUACAGUAAAUGAAGAAAUUCUUGAGAAGCUAAAGACCACUAAUGAUAAAUUGUUGGUUUCUGAAAAUUCAUUAAAAACAGCAUUGAAGGAAAAACAUUUGGUUGAGGAAGAUUUAAAAUGUGCUCUUGUGAAAUUAGAAGAAACUAAUGAUAAGAAUAAUGAUUUGGAGAUUAAUUGUAACAAAAAAACGAAGAAAAUUGAAGAAUUAUCAAUGUUGCAAAAUGAAACUGAAAAUCAGAAAUUGCAAUUGACAGAAUACCUGACAGAAUGUAACUCUAUUAAAGAUAAGUUAUCAAUUGAUUUGAAAAACUUGAAGGAAAAAUUGAAAAAUGUAAAUGAUGCAAAUGCAGCACUGUCUGAAGAAUUGAUAGAAACAAGAAAAAAUAGAGACAAAUUUAAUGAAAUGAUGAUCGAUUUAAAAGCAAAAUUAGAAGAGGUCAUGUCAGACAAAUGUAAACUAUCUGAUGACUUGAAUAUUUUGGUAGAUAAAAACAAAAAUCUAGAAUUCACAUGUAAUAACAUACAAGCUGAAAAUAAUAAAUUAUUAGAAAAUAUAAGUAUUAGAGAAGCUCUAAAUAAUGAGCUUAAAAUCAAAAUGGAUCAAUUGUCUGAAGAAAUUAAAAUACUGAAUACAGUAAAUGAAGAAAUUCUUGAGAAGCUUAAGACCACUAAUGAUAAAUUGUUGGAUUCUGAAAAUUCAUUAAAAACAGCAUUAAUGGAAAAAAAUUUGGUUGAGGAAGAUUUAAAAUGUGCUCUUUUGAAAUUAGAAGAAACUACUGUUAAGAUUAAUGAUUUGGAGAUUAAUUGUAACAAACAAACAAAGAAAAUUGAAGAAUUAUCAAUGUUGCAAAAUGAAACUGAAAAUCAGAAAUUGCAAUUGGCAGAAUACCUGACAGAAUGUAACUCUAUUAAAGAUAAAUUGUCAAUUGAUUUAAACAAAUUGAGGGAAAAAUUGAAAAAUGUAAAUGAUGCAAAUGCAGCACUGUCUGAAGAAUUGAUAGAAACAAGAAAAAAUAGAGACAAAUUUAAUGAAAUGAUGAUCGAUUUAAAAGCAAAAUUAGAAGAGGUCAUGUCAGACAAAUGUAAACUAUCUGAUGACUUGAUUAUUUUGGUAGAUAAAAACAAAAAUCUAGAAGUCACAUGUAAUAACAUACAAGCUGAAAAUAAUAAAUUAUUAGAAAAUAUAAGUAUUAGAGAAGCUCUAAAUAAUGAGCUUAAAAUCAAAAUUGAUCAAUUGUCUGAAGAAAUUAAAACACUGAAUACAGUAAAUGAAGAAAUUCUUGAGAAGCUAAAGACCACUAAUGAUAAAUUGUUGGUUUCUGAAAAUUCAUUAAAAACAGCAUUGAAGGAAAAACAUUUGGUUGAGGAAGAUUUAAAAUGUGCUCUUGUGAAAUUAGAAGAAACUAAUGAUAAGAAUAAUGAUUUGGAGAUUAAUUGUAACAAAAAAACGAAGAAAAUUGAAGAAUUAUCAAUGUUGCAAAAUGAAACUGAAAAUCAGAAAUUGCAAUUGACAGAAUACCUGACAGAAUGUAACUCUAUUAAAGAUAAGUUAUCAAUUGAUUUGAAAAACUUGAAGGAAAAAUUGAAAAAUGUAAAUGAUGCAAAUGCAGCACUGUCUGAAGAAUUGAUAGAAACAAGUAAAAAUAGAGACAAAUUUAAUGAAAUGAUGAUCGAUUUAAAAGCAAAAUUAGAAGAGGUCAUGUCAGACAAAUGUAAACUAUCUGAUGACUUGAAUAUUUUGGUAGAUAAAAACAAAAAUCUAGAAUUCACUUAUAAUAACAUACAAGCUGAAAAUAAUGAAUUAUUAGAAAAUAUAAGUAUUAGAGAAGCUCUAAAUAAUGAGCUUAAAAUCAAAAUUGAUCAAUUGUCUGAAGAAAUUAAAACACUGAAUACAGUAAAUGAAGAAAUUCUUGAGAAGCUAAAGACCACUAAUGAUAAAUUGUUGGUUUCUGAAAAUUCAUUAAAAACAGCAUUAAUGGAAAAAAAUUUGGUUGAGGAAGAUUUAAAAUGUGCUCUUUUGAAAUUAGAAGAAAUUACUGUUAAGAUUAAUGAUUUGGAGAUUAAUUGUAACAAAAAAACAAAGAAAAUUGAAGAAUUAUCAAUGUUGCAAAAUGAAACUGAAAAUCAGAAAUUGCAAUUGGCAGAAUACCUCACAGAAUGUAACUUUAUUAAAGAUAAAUUGUCAAUUGAUUCAAACAAAUUGAGGGAAACAUUGAAAAAUGUAAAUGAUGCAAAUGCAGAGCUAUCGGGAAAACUAAUAGAAACUGAAAAGGAUAGAGACAAAUUUAAUGAGAUACAAAUCGAGUUAAAAGCAAAAUUAGAUGAAGUCAUCAAGGAUAAUUUAAAUAAAGCAGUAGAUUUGGAGAAGAUUAUGUCAGACAAAUGUAAACUGUCUGAUGACUUGAUUAUUUUGGUAGAUAAAAACAAAAAUCUAGAAUUCACUUGUAAUAACAUACAAGCUGAAAAUAAUAAAUUGAUAGAAAAUAUAAGUAUUAGAGAAGCUCUAAAUAAUGAGCUUAAAAUCAAAAUUGAUCAAUUGUCUGAAGAAAUUAAAACACUGAAUACAGUAAAUGAAGAAAUUCUUGAGAAGCUAAAGACCACUGAUGAUAAAUUGUUGAUUUCUGACAAUUCAUUGAAAACCGCGUUAAAAGAGAAAAAUAUUGCGUGUGAAGAAUUAGAUACUACUAAAAUGGAAUUUAAUAAAAUAUCUAAUGAGUAUCAAUUAAACAAAGAGAAAAAUUUCAAUGAAGUACAAAAAUUAAAAUUGGACAUGGAUAAACUCAUUUUUGAAAAAUCUAAAUUAAAAGAUUCCCUUGAAAUGGUAUUAGAAGAAAAAAAAAUUAUUUCUGAUUUUCUGGAUUUGAAUAACAGUGAAUUGCAAAAAGCUCUACAAGAAAAAGAUGUGAUUUUAGAAGCACUUGAACUCAGCAAUAAUGAGAUGAGUAUUGUGCAAGCAGAAAAAGAAACAUUACUAAAAGAAAUUGAAAAGUUAUCACUGGUUAAAAAUGAAUUUUCGGAACAGUUAGACAAAGUUUCACAGGAAAAUGUUGAUAUAACUGAAAAAAAUAAAAAUAAUGCUAAACAAGUUGAAGACUUAUCAGAUAAAGUUAAACAGCUAACAGAAGAAAAUACACACCUUUUAGGAAGAUUUAUGUCUAUAUCUACUGAUUUAGAAGAAAAAUAUGCAACUAUCGAAUUUCUACAAGAAUCCUGUAAUACAUUGAAACAAGAAGUGGAAGAAAAGUCAGAUCUUUUAGAAAAAAUGUCAGAAGAGCAUAAAGACAUUUUUGAUAUUGUUGAUAGACUUUCACAAGAAAAAAAUGAAAUGAAAGAUACUAUAGACUCACUCUCUGAAGAAAAAAUGCAACUAAUUAAAAAUGUGACUGAUUUAAUUGAGGAAAAGAAUAAGCUUAUUGACUGUUUAGAUCUAACAGAUAAAGAACUUCAAAAAGUCAAGAAAGAUAGAGAUGAUUUAUCAGAUCGGUAUAGUAAAUUAAUUAAGGAAAAUGAGACUAAUUUAUUAUUUGCACAUCAAAGUGCUGUAGGAGUGAAAAAUGAUCUUUUGAAGAGGAUAGAAAUUGCCGAAGCAGAAAAGGAAAUUAUAAGAAAACAAAUGGAACACGAUACUAAAAAUGUACAAGAUUCUUAUGUUUCGGUGGUACAAGCAAAUUCUAAGUUGGAGUUAGAUAUUCUUAACUUACGAAAGAAAUUAGAAGAAAAAAAUCAGAAGAUAAACGAGUUUGUUCAAAUUAAAGAAGCAUACGAAAAGUUAUUGGAAGAAAAUAAUAGACUUUUGACUGAUAUUGACACAAUAAAGUACAAGAGAUCUAGAGAUAGAGAAGAAUUUGUGAUAUUACUGAAAAAAGAGCGAGAAGAAGGUAUCACAAGAGAAAACAGAAAGGUCAAGGAAGUGAUUUUCGAAUAUGAAAAAAAAUUGGAAAAGAUGAAAGAAAAAAUGAUAAAAUUAUAUAGUGAAGAAGUCAGCAAGGAAAUUAUGAAAGUUAAAGCACAACAAAGUGAAAGUAAGUUCAUUGGGGAAAUGAAAGAAGACAUUAGAAAAGGGGUAAUUAGAACACAACAAAAACCCCAUAUGUUAGAAAAUCAACAAGAUAUGUUGAGAUCCAAAUCCAUCUACACUUCCAGAGAGUCUUUAAUGUCUUCAAAGAUUAGUAAUUCUAAUCGAGGUAGUGUAACAUCCCUAAGGUCGAUAGGAAAUAUGGCUGAAAGUAAAGUGGACCAUUCGCAAGCAGUUAAAAAGGUGAAAAGCACAUCUGUAUUACACAGUAACGACAAUGCAUGUGCAAGGAAAUCAGCAACAUUACCUCGAGCGAUUACUCGGAUUCAAGAAACUGUUACAGUGUCCAAAACAACUUCGACAAAUGUACCAAAUAUUGAAAUGGAAGAUGAAGAUGAUGAUUUUAAUAAUAAAUAUUUGACAGAUUUGAAAGCUGGACGUUGCGUCAUAGGUGAAAAUGAAAAAGAAUCGAUUGGAAGGUUUUCUGAGUUGGCGUGGAGAAAUUCGAUGUUACCGCCACAUUUGAAAUCGUCAUAUCCAGCCGAAACACAAUUCGUUAGCCCUUCCAAGUUCCGAGAAGAUGAUCUAAAGGGGGGUAAUAUUGAAUUAAAUGAUAGUCUCAGUAAAUUACUUCCUGGUGAAAAACCUCGCCAAAAGAAAGAUUUUGGUACAACUACUUACAAAAAACCAGGUCCACCGACACCGAGUAAAAACGGAGGGAGGUUGUCUCUUCAAGGAAAUGAAGUUCAACCAUUACCAUUGAGAGAACAAAAUGAAAGAACACCGAAAAAACUUACUCCUAGUAGAAUUAGAUCACUUUUUAUGGGAAAGAGUAAUAUCAAGGAUAAUUCUGAGGUCUGUUGCUUUUUAGAAAUAAUUUUCUAUUUUUACUCUCAUCAUGCACAUAUAUACAGACAAAUUUUUUAUUGUUGCAAAUGCUUAUAAAUCUGUUGAUAUUAUAUAAGCAUACGAUUUUCAAAUACGAAACCCUGUAUAUUUAUAGGAAGAUAGAAAAAAAUGAGUAUCGAGCUGUCAUUAAAUUUUUAAUAGUCUAUACAAAUGAAAAAGGAAUUAGAACAGUGUAUGGAGACUCUGUACUAGGGUAAAAUUUUGGCAGCUGAAUUCGAAAUUUGCAAUUUUUUCAAAAUAGUUCAUUUGGUUUAUGAACAAACCAGGUCGCAUCAGCUUGACAAACCAUAAAAAUAUACAUUUUUCUCCAAACAACAAAAAAUUUUGACAUUUUUGUACUAUUUUCAGGUGCAAAAACCAUCAAUUCCCUUGCCGUACAAAAAUUUGCUCGUUGCUUAGCAACACUUUUAAUCCUAGAAUUAAAAACUCUACGUUUAAUCCUAAGACUAAAAGUAAUUGCAUUUGAGCUCUCUAAUUUAAAUUUGAAGAAAAAAACAUUGUCUCUUACAAACUUAGUAAAACAAACUAAUUGGGCAACUAUAUAUAGGUAUUUAUUUGUUAUUUAUAGUGAUAUUGAAUGUACAAUUAGAACAAUUAUUGCCAAAAUUCAAAGCACCACUGAAAUUAUCACUAACAAUUUUCGAACAAUUCAAAAGAUUCUCAUUAAUGUUAGAACAACUCAAAAUAUUCUCCGUAACUAUUGAUGAAACAAUCGAGGAAAUAUCUGAACAGGUACUUGUACCCUCUUUGACAGGUUGCAAUAUGUUUCUGGCAGUAUUCUCUUUGUUUAUGCUUGAUUCUUCAAUAUAUCCUUCUGCUACCGUAUUCGAUUUCCAAGCUCCAUGUCUUUUAAGACAAGUGAGAUCACCGCCACCAUCAAUAAGAAGUGUAGCAAAUGUUCUUCUUAGCAGUAUACUCCUUCCAAUUUUAUAACUUCAAAAAUUUUGCAAUUUCUUGCGCAAUAUUGCUCGUAAAAAAAUAUGCACUUUUAAUCCUUAUAAUAUAAUAUACUAUUAAUUAUUAAAAUCUUUAAAAUAGAAUUAAUAGAAAAAUGGAUAAUUGAUAAAUAAGACCUAAAUAAAAAUUUCUAAUAAUUGCUAAAAUAAGAAUUUAUUAUAAAAUUUUGCAAUUUUAUUUAUUUAAUUGCAUGUUAUCUAAAAACAUGAUAUGAAAGUUUAAUAGAACGUUUCAGUUUAUUAUUAAAGUGGUAGCUGAUCAUUUUCAUGUCCCUCAUCAUUGGAAAGAAAGAUGUAUUGAUUGGUAGAUAUUAUUGAAAUUUUUACGAAUUUUUCUUUCAUUUCCCUUUUUACCCCAUUUUUGAGAAAAAUAAUUUCAGAUUCGUAAUUAGCAACUUCAAAAACAUCAAAUAAAAAUUAUUUAAGCGAUUAGUACUUCCGGGGUUACUACAAGGUCUAUUUGGGGUGAGUCUAGCUCGCCUAGUAGGUAAACACGAGUUCAGACUCAGAAGUUUAUAACGUGAGUUUAUAAAUGUGUAUGGGUCCGAAUAACGGGAUCUGCUCUCGUAAAUAAAAUAAUUAUUAUUUGAUUGAAUGAUAAUUAAUAUUUUAUUUUAUUUUAGAAUCAACCAGUUACUCCAACGAAACGAUUAAGCAUUUUCCGAAAACAACGUUAAGUAUUAUUGGAUUCCAUACAAUUUGUUUUAUAGUUUUUUAAUAAAUAACUUAUAUAAUUA
Diorhabda carinulata is the source of this 10008-nucleotide messenger RNA. RefSeq lists its product as uncharacterized. The transcript is spliced from 8 exons. Bases 330 to 8351 code for a protein of 2673 amino acids. The record is from RefSeq and is a predicted model, not a curated record. Lineage: Eukaryota; Metazoa; Arthropoda; Insecta; Coleoptera; Chrysomelidae.